GACAAACGGGGAGCUAGCAAUACCUCCAAAGCAGAUAGAAUCAUGAAUUAUUGCAACACUCUUGAUCCUCCUCUGAACUGCACGAUGAACAUCAAUGGAGGAGUAAGCAGCUCACCAUGCUUCCAUGAUCAGCCCUCCAAGUCGUCAUCCGAAUCCUUUGAUGUCACCAUUGACACCCUGCCAAGUAGUAACUACUCUACUGAGGAUUCAUUUCUUCACCCCACGAGCCACAUCACGAACGUCGUUGGGACAUUGCUUCCGUACCCAAAUGGCACCGAACACUACUUCCCUAUCCAUGGCUGUCCUUCAGAUAAACUUAUUAGGCAGACAAUUCAUAAAAGCAAGCAUAGUGUUCCUUGUAUCCCCGAGUUGUUGAGCCGAACACCCACUUGGGCGGUCCCGAGCUUCUGGUUGGAUUCAAACUUUCCAGUCCUGGACUUCUCAAGUGAAGCUCCGGCGUCGAGUUGGAGUAGCUUCGAUCUCAGUGAUCACAUUAGGCAAAAUUUAUCAGCACCGAAGUCUCUAUGCACCUAUCCUCAUAAAAGAUUGCAAUACUCCGGUGACGGAACACGUGAGGGGAAGAGGGCAAACAGAUUGAUGGAGCUGAAGUCCCCUGGAUUUGAACCCAAGAAGUCCCGAUCAAACCCGUCACAUGCUUCUUGCCCUCCACUGAAGGUUAGGAAGGAGAAAUUGGGAGAUAGAGUUGCAGCUCUGCAGCAGUUGGUAGCCCCCUAUGGAAAGACGGACACAGCAUCGGUACUGACGGAGGCCAUAGGAUACAUUAAGUUCCUUCAGGACCAGGUCGAGGCACUCAGUUUACCUUACAUGAAGCACUCACACGUUUGGACGACUGACGAAAAAUUGGAAGGGGUUUUAAGAGAAGACAAUAAUGGAUCAAUAGAGUGGAAGGGAGAUCUAAGGAGGCAAGGGCUGUGUCUGGUGCCCCUAUCUUGCUUGUCUCACAUUGACUUUGACAGUUGUGGUGGACCCAUCUUUAACUGGACAUUUCCAAGGGUUGCUUAGUGAUGUAUUGUUGGCUUUGAUUAGUAUCAUUUCACUAACUAAGAUCAUCAAUAGAUUAUGAUGCAUAUUGGCUAUUCUUCGUGGCAACAUCGAUCUCUUUAAAGUAAGGGACUAACACGAACUUCUCGGAUUCGUAAUAAGUAUAUUUUCUUCGUCCAA
Molecule: messenger RNA, 1182 nt
Organism: Punica granatum (pomegranate)
Lineage: Eukaryota; Viridiplantae; Streptophyta; Magnoliopsida; Myrtales; Lythraceae
Source: RefSeq, a predicted model, not a curated record